Molecule: messenger RNA, 320 nt
Organism: Staurois parvus
Lineage: Eukaryota; Metazoa; Chordata; Amphibia; Anura; Ranidae
Source: the annotation of a GenBank genome assembly
UCAUGUGAUCAGCUGUGUCUAAUCACAGCUGAUCACAUGGGACAUGUACACUGAUCAUCAGGGCACUGAUGAUCAGUGUGCCCUGAUGAUCAGUGUAGCCCCAGCAGUGCCACCUGUCAGUGUCCAUUAGUGCCAGCUGUUAGUGCUCACCCAUGCCACCUGCCAGUGCCCAUCAGUGCCACAUCAAUGCCACAUAUCAGUGCCUACCAGUGCACAUCAAUGCCACAUAUCAGUGCCCAUCUGAGCUGCCUUUCAGUGUCACCCAUCAGUGCCAGCCAGUGCCACCUAUCAAUGCUGCCAAUCAGUGCCACCUAUCAGUG